CGAACACCUCGCGCCUCGCGGCGACAAACCAGCCACUCGUCGCCGCGCGCUCCUCGACUCCGGAAGCUUCCUGCGGACGGAAUGUGCGGGUGCUCGGCCCUCGUCGCCGGAGGCCGGCUGCCUCCACCCGCUAUCCCUCGCCGGCUCCGCCGCCGCCGAGGGAGCUCCGUCCGGGCAGAGGUCUCGCCAGGCGGCGAGUCCCAGCGGAAGAAGGUCGCCGUCGCGGGCGCCGGCUGGGCCGGCCUUGCCGCCGCGCACCACCUCGUCAAACAGGGGUACGAUGUCACGCUCCUCGCCGCAGAGAACGGCCCAAGCGAGGAGGUUGGCCUCAGAGGAUUCUGGUACCCGUACCGCAACAUCUUCGCUUUAGUCGAUGAGCUGGGGAUCUCGCCUUUCACGGGCUGGAAUAAAGCAGCCUACUAUUCUCCAGAGGGACUUGCAGUCGAAUUCCCCAUAUUUCAUAACCAGCCACGGUUACCAGCUCCCUUUGGAGUCUUUGCAUAUCCAGAAUUCCCUAACCUUCCUUUGAUUGAUAGGUUGACAUCAAUUCCUGUCAUAGCUGCAGUCAUUGUCUUUGACAACACAGACACUGCUUGGAGGAAAUUUGACUCAAUGACUGCAAGAGAGCUUUUUAAGAUGUAUGGUUGCUCUCAAAGGCUCUACAAGGAAGUCUUUGAGCCAGCUAUUCAGGCUGCCCUGUUUGCUCCUGGUGAGCAGUGCAGUGCGGCUGCAACACUGGGGAUGUUGUACUAUUAUAUGCUCUCUCAUCAGGAAAAUUCAGACUUCUUGCUGUGCCGUGGUGACGUAGAAGAAAAAAUUUUCUCUCCCUGGCUGCAAUCAUUAGAGAUGGAAGGCUUAAAAUUUGUACCAAACAAAGUUCCAUCGAGCUUGACUAUAGAUACGGAUAGUGGAUGCAUCUCUGCUAUUGUCUGUGGUGACGAGAUAUAUGAGGCAGAUGCAUUUGUUUCAGCCAUGGGACUCUCUUCUCUACAGUCCAUUGUCAAAAACAGUCCAUUCCUACGGUCUCAUCGAGAAUUCACCAAUCUUCUUCACCUGUCUACAGUCGACAUGAUCUCUAUAAAAUUAUGGCUUGACAAAAAGAUCACAAUUCCAAAUGUUGCGAAUGUAUGUCCUGGUUUUGAUGAUUCAUCUGGCUGGACAUUCUUUGACCUUACCUCAAUAUAUGAUGAUUAUUAUGAAGAACCAAUGACAGUAGUGGAGGUGGAAUUUUAUAAUGCUAGCCGGCUGGUAACUCUAAGUGAUGAUGAUAUUGUCUCUGAAGCUUCAUUGCAUCUUAUCAAGUGCAUACAAGAUUUUGAGGGUGCUACUGUGAUCCAAAAAUCAGUCAGAAGAUCUCCUAAAUCUGUAAUCAACUUUCUUCCAGGUUCCUACAAGUACACACCAAGAGGAUCAACUUCAUUUCCUAAUUUGUUCAUUGCUGGUGAUUGGAUUGUCAGCCGACAUGGGUCCUUUUCAAAAGAAAAAGCAUAUGUGACUGGACUUGAGGCCGCUAAUAGGGUGGUAGACUAUUUUGGCACCGGUGACUUUGCCAAAAUAAUUGCAGUUGAAGGAGAUGAACCUCAUAUAGAGACAUUGCGUAGUCUCAGCAGAAGAGCCAAUGAACUGAAGUCACAGAUUCCACUCUCGGAGUUCUUUCUCCAGUGAUAUGGUUCGGGUUUUUCCAUAUGACUGUUGACCAAUGCCCAUUGCUGUAGGCUGAUAUGUAAAAGUAUUUGUUGAAACAUAUAUAUACAACCUCUUCCAUCAAUAGACCAGAGAUUGCCUCAGUUUAUGUUUAUUCAUCAUUGCAGUAAGGAACUCCGUGUAAUCAAUGCUGCCACUCUUGUCAACAUCAACCUGCACCAACGUUCUCCGCGAUUACCUUAACCAUGGAAGGAGACAAUCUGUCAACUCAAUUUGACACAGGCGAACAAGUAGUUAUUCUUCUUGUUAAGGAGAUUCACCUUGAGUGCUAGUUGCUUUAGCUUGUUCAUUGCCUUGAAUUGCUUCAUUCUUGACAGGACUGCGCUAUCGAUAGAUAUGGAGGGCCACGGGAUGGAGCUUAAAUCAAGCUGGCCGACCAGUAUAGCAUCAAAUAUGCCCUUCUCUGUUUCUGCUCGGAUAUGUGCAAAUACUGACAAUUAGCCUCUGAUGCUGAGGUAAUGUAGUAUGUUAUGAUGAAGAUCUGUGAACACUAACCUGCCCAGAAAGGCGGUGACCCACACAGAAGAAUGUAUAAGAUCACUCCGGCACUCCACACAUCAAUUUCUUUGCCGUAAUUCCGGCGCAGUACCUCCGGGGCCACGUAGUACGCACUCCCCACAAUGUCCUUGUAAACUUUGCCUGCAUUGGUUGUCUACAGUGAUCAGGUUUAUGCUAAGGCUUGUGAACUACUAUUCCCUGUUCUCUAGCAACACCUUGUGCUUGGUUUGUUCUUGUUUGGCAUCGUCCUAGUACUGUUCAGCUGCAA
Panicum hallii is the source of this 2470-nucleotide messenger RNA. Its product is annotated as phytoene dehydrogenase-like. Bases 82 to 1665 code for a protein of 527 amino acids. Lineage: Eukaryota; Viridiplantae; Streptophyta; Magnoliopsida; Poales; Poaceae. Gene Ontology annotation, molecular function: oxidoreductase activity. The transcript is spliced from 17 exons. The record is from RefSeq and is a predicted model, not a curated record.